AGUGUGUGACAAUCUUCUAAUGAUACGUUUAAGCUGGCAGCGUUCUAAGUGUACUACUGCUCAAAACUUCGCAAAAAACGAAGCUUUCCCACUCUAAUUCCGUAAGGCUAAUCUUAUAUUACUAUCUAGUACAUAAAUUUUUCUUAUGUGCUCCGAGCUAUAGAAGUCACUGAACAUGAAUGCUCAGUACGUCCUAGCCUGGUCUCUAAAACAGGCUACAAUCUAACGUGGAUUUCUCGGAUAUACGUCUCAUUUAGGCUCGAAUAAGAAGAUAAACUUUGUAAAGCCACAUUCAGUCUGUUGCUGUUAAAAUGAGUGGAAAGGAUGGAUCAAAACUGAAUACACCAGACGAAUCCAAACAUAGUAUAGAAGGAUCAACGAAAAAUACUGCUACGGUUGUUGAGGCUGACAAAAUAGACGACGUCAAUCAGCCAUAUUUAACGGACACAAAAAAGGAAAAAUUUCCCUCUCCAAAAGACUCCAACAGCUGUCAAGCGGUAAAAUCUACUAUUAACAUCGACUCUUGUAAUGUAUGGAAAACGCCUGACCCACACAAAACAGAGAAGCUUGCAUGCGUGGUUAGUUCCUCUAAGCCCGUGAAGGAAGGUGACUCUAGCAAGCCGUUGGAAACCAUCAAGGUGGGUAAGGCACCGCAAUUUAUAAGCUCGCCAAAUACCUUAAAGUCUACUGGAGAUCCUGACUCUAGUAGAAUAUUUGAAGCGUCCGAGUUUGCUAAACCACAGCAGCUUACAGAUCAACCAAAGGUCAUCAAGUCGAGGAAAGAAAUGGGAGCAAGCAAGGUGCAACCCGAUCAUACGAGUAACAGUAAUACUCUUAUCAACAAGAUAAGUAACCGAAGCCAGACAGGAGCUGCCACAAAGACCACCGAUUCGCGUACUUUGGCGGAAAUCGUCACCAUACAAAAAUCGGUGGGACUCAAACCUUUCACUGUCACUAAGUGGGGUACUGGCGUUCAAGCUAAACCAGUCAGCCAAAUGAAAACUGGCACGGCAGUCAAAUUCUGUCUUUCUCCAGUGAAGUCUCCAGCCUCGGUUAAAGCAGGUGCUCCAGUGAAGGCUGCCACUUUAGCGUCUCGAGCGAAGUCGGCUUUCGUAAGCAAAUCAAUAGAGUCGACGCGUGUGGGUCUGCGAAAGGGUGCUGAAUUGAAAGCUCCCGGUUCAGUAAAAUCGGUUACCACAGCAACGCCUGCCGAUCCAAAAAAAGCGAAGUCUACUUUGAAACUGGUCAAAACAGCCACCCGAAGUGGACACGCCAUCACAGCAAAACGGAAGGCCACAAAUAGCAUAGACCAUGUUCAAAAUAAAAAAGGAAGUCAGCCUGAGAUAGAAAAAAAAAUAGUUUUAAAGAAACCCAGUGCGACACCACGGAGUAAACCUACUUCAUGGACUUCGGCAGCUGAGAAUCUGACUCCGCCUCUUCGGCUUCGACCAUCAGUCGGUCCAGGCGAAAAAAUCAGCCAUUCUGAGUCGAAGCUACCAAUAUCCAGACGGUCCAGAAGAGUCUCAAAUGAAAACGUAGCCGUUUCCACUUUGGACAUGGGAAUGGGAAAAUCAAAUCAGAUAUUAGCCUCAAUGACACUGGCUCAACCGCCGACGACGCAGUCAUCAAAAGAAGCAGCUGUGGCCGAACUAGCACUAAAAGCGUCGUCACCAAAUACUAGAGAGGACGCACAAAUGAGAUCACCGCCGGGGACAGCUGAUCUCAGAUUGAAGAGUACGAAAAAAACAAACGAGGACUGCCAAGAACCAUCAACGCCGUCAAAUACUAGUUCGUGCCUUAUUAGCCACCGGGCUGAAAAGGCCGUCUUCACAAUUACUAAAUUCCUGCAAAAGCCAGUACCGACCAGAUCGAGGGACAGGAUUCCAGGACCAGUGAAAAAUGCCCAGGGAAUGUGGAUCGAACCACCCGUGUUUUUAUUCGGAGAUCCGAAAACUGGCAAAUCUCUUUACAAACGAAUAAGCCAAGCUGAACAGAGUCCAUAGUCAAACCAAAGGCAACUUGAACAGAUUUUGCAAUCGUUAUAGCGCUCUAGGUUACCUAUAUUAUCUGUGUCUGCAUUGGCGUGUGUUUAUCUUCGGGCGAAGGAAUGUUGUGAUCAAUUUUGGCUUCGUAGAUUUCAAGAUAGAAAAAUGUUUUAUAGAAAUGUCUGUUUAAUUAGUAUAUAGGAUGGGGUAGAGAUCUUACAUUAGCGCAAAGAAGCUAAGCAAUCCUAAAAGUAGAUCGAUGUUGACGGAGAGGUCCAUAUGCUCAUAUCAUAUAUAUAUAUAUGACUGUUUAUAAAUAACUUAUAAAUACUCGUAUGUACACGUGUAUGACUGUUUAUAAACUUAUAAAUACUCGUAUGUACACGUGUAGAUUUUUACCGUCUAUUUAUACUUCAUCUAAUUGAUUUUAUGCUCGUCAUCUUUAUUGUAGACAAUGAACGAAGCUGUAUCUGCAUAGACAUUUGUUGCAUACUGCAUGGAUUGAAAGGCCGGGCAUUUCACUCCACGUAAUGUACCGACCAGCUAGAGCACUGCACAUAUCGAUACGGUUGUACGUAUAAGAUUUUUAGCCGAUGCGAAGUAUUCCGCACGAACUUCAAUUUUAUAUGGACACAUAAACCUGCCGACCUGUAGAACAAAAGAAAACGACUGGUAUACAAUUUUGUUGAGUAUUUAAAAGUAACUAGGCCGAUGCGACCAAGUCUUUCGUACGAAGUAUUCCGCACAAACUUUAAUUUCAUGUAGACACACACCAGCCGGACUGUAGAACAAAAAAAAACGAAUAAAAUUGCCGUUGACAAA
Messenger RNA from Varroa destructor (honeybee mite), 2807 nucleotides. RefSeq lists its product as uncharacterized. Lineage: Eukaryota; Metazoa; Arthropoda; Arachnida; Mesostigmata; Varroidae. The record is from RefSeq and is a predicted model, not a curated record.